CUUUUGCGCCUGUGCAGCUCCGCCACUGCCCAGCAUCUUAUCCCGAAAACUGCGGACCCUGCACUAUGUUUGGGUUGGAUUCUGUGUCCCAGGAGCUAAUGUGCAGACAGCUUUACACAUGAGGAUCUAGGAAUAAGCCACACCAAUCUUUCUCUUGUUUUCCUCAACUUAUCAUAUCUUCCAAAUAUAAUUCCACAGUCCUCCACAUGUUUUCAAGAGCAAAGACAAUGAAUACAUCUCUGGGAUUGGUGUCAUUUGAGGAUGUGGCAGUGGUCUUCACCUGGGAAGAGUGGCAAGACCUGAAUGACGCUCAAAAGACCCUAUACAGGGAUGUGAUGCUGGAAACCUACAGCAUCCUGGUGUCCUUGUAUGUCCAGAAAGUAGAUGAACAGAUUGAAAGAAGCCAACAAAAUCAAGGCAGAUGUUUGCAUCAAGUUGUAAUCACCAACAUUAACAUGUCAACAAACAAGACAACUGAAUUAAGAAAUACAGUUAAUUUGAAAUCUGACCAUAUUUCAAAACUAAUUAUUCCUGAAGAGUUUAAUAUAUGUGAAAAAACUCUUCUCUGUAGUGAUUCUGAUGAGAUGUAUGCUGGUGAAAAACCUGAUGCCUCUUCAAUAACUGGAAAAUGCCUCAGAAAUCAUGGUCAUAAUUUGCAUCACAUGACUCAGACUAGGAAGCAGCAUUUUGAAUAUAGCGGACAAGAGAAUGCCUUCAUUAUGGAAUCAGUAUUAUGGACACCUAAGAGGAUUCAUAUGACAGAGACCACUUCUAAUAAUAAUGUAUAUGGUAAAGCCCACAUUAAGUCACCCCUCAUUGCUCAAGACACAACUCAGAUAGGGACAGAAUCUUUUUGUGAAACUUCUAACUCAACCAAACAUCAGAAAAUAAACACAGAAGAGAAACACCAUAAAUGUAGCAAAUGUGAGGAAUUCUUUCAAAAAUCGAUUUUUACAGUUGCUCAGAGAACAUACACAGGUGAAAAGCCCCCUGCAGGUAAUAAAUGUGAAAAAUUAUUUCCUCAGAAGUCAAACCUAUUGAGUCAUCAGAGAACCUACAUAAGAGAAAAAUUCUAUCAAUGUACUGAAUGUGGUAAAGCCUUUUCCCAGAAAUCAAAACUCACCGUGCACCAGAGAACUCACACAGGAGAGAAGCCUUAUGUAUGCAAGGAAUGUGGAAAAUCUUUUCACCAAAAGUCAAAUCUAACUGUACAUGAGAAGACUCACACAGGUGAGAAGCCCUAUCAGUGUAAAGAAUGUGGGAAAUUUUUUCACCGGAGGUCACACCUCACUGAUCAUCAGAAAACUCACACAGGGGAAAAACCCUAUGAAUGUAAAGAAUGUAAGAAAUCUUUCUACCGAAAGUCAAAUCUCACUGUACAUCAAAGAACUCACACAGGUGAGAAGCCAUAUGAAUGUAAGGAAUGUACAAAAUCUUUCUAUGAGAAGCCACACCUCAUUGAACAUCAAAGAACUCACACAGGAGAAAAACCCUAUGAAUGUAAAGAAUGUAGGAAAUCUUACUACCGGAAGUCACACCUUACUGUACAUCAGAGAACUCACACGGGAGAGAAACCAUAUGAAUGUAAAGAAUGUGGAAAAUCUUUUAGCCAAAAGUCAUACCUCACUGAGCAUCACAGAACUCACACAGGAGAGAAACCAUAUAAGUGCAAUGAAUGUAGUAAAACCUAUUGUCAUAAGUCAAAUCUUAACAAACAUUACAGAAUUCAUACAGGGAAAUAAUCGUGUAUGACAAAAAUGUUUUAUUUUCCAAAACCAUUCUAUUACAUAUUCUGAGGCAUGUGCGCCUGAAUUUCUUAGUCUCCUUUUAUUGUGGGAGAGACCAUGUAACUGAACCUUUUCUGGAGCAAACUGGAUACAAGGGCUAACUAAUUCCAGGCCUGGCAACCAAAAAUGUCUAUGGAGUACUUUCUUAUUUCUCAUUCCCUCUGGGAUUGAAAUGCAGGUGAUCUUUUUACCCUAUAGAGGCCUUGGGAGCUGUAAGUGGGAAGUCACCAUGACUUAGAAGAAAUUGAUUGGAGAAAGCAGAGAUUGUUCUACCUUUACUCUAAAAUUUUUUUCUUGUGAUUUUACAAGAGUGAAAAGUAAAUAACUACUCUUUUGAGCCAUUUUCUUUUUUUCUUUUUAAAUUUUUUAUAUACAUUCAAUCACAUUAU
Molecule: messenger RNA, 2176 nt
Organism: Tupaia belangeri chinensis (Chinese tree shrew)
Lineage: Eukaryota; Metazoa; Chordata; Mammalia; Scandentia; Tupaiidae
Product: zinc finger protein OZF
Exons: 4
Coding region: 207-1742 (511 amino acids)
Biological process (GO): regulation of transcription by RNA polymerase II
Cellular component (GO): nucleus
Molecular function (GO): DNA-binding transcription activator activity, RNA polymerase II-specific; RNA polymerase II cis-regulatory region sequence-specific DNA binding
Source: RefSeq, a predicted model, not a curated record